This is a messenger RNA of Columba livia (rock pigeon), 2821 nucleotides long. RefSeq names its product outer dynein arm docking complex subunit 4 (gene ODAD4). Gene Ontology annotation, molecular function: protein binding. The record is from RefSeq and is a predicted model, not a curated record. Gene Ontology annotation, cellular component: cytoplasm. NCBI's taxonomy places the organism in Eukaryota, Metazoa, Chordata, Aves, Columbiformes, Columbidae. The transcript is spliced from 12 exons. Bases 34 to 2709 code for a protein of 891 amino acids.
CAAGCUACCAGCAAACACCAAAAAUUACCAGAUAUGCCUAUUCCAGAGAGAGGCGGUGGGCUGCCCUGGCAAAACCCCCGUAGCAGGCACCGGCUUGUGACCUGGUCGAGCAGAGGAACCUGUUCAGCAGAAGGACUCGCACGAUCGUUCUGCAACGCAGCUUUACCAAGCGUGGGAGCUCCCACACCCCUUUUUCUGGCUGUGCUUCCAGCGCAGGGCUUUGGAAACGUGGGUGUAAGGACAAAACCCCAACGGGCGCCAGAUCCUCUGGCGGUUGGGCAGGUUGGGUCAGGAGAGACGUGCGAGACCCCGCGAGCGCCUGGUGCUUCAGAGCCUGCGCACAUUUGGGUGGAAAACGUGCAUUUUGUAUUUCCUUCCCUCCCAAGCAGCGCAACCCCUCUCCACGCACCUGUCACCACCCACGCGUGUCCUACUUACACCGCACCCCUGACCGGCCCGCGCGGCGCGCCCCCGCACCGCCGUGCUUGCGCGGACUCGCCCUUAACGGCACAGCCGGGCCGCCCCAACGCUCGGCUGCGGUUACCGGAGACACCCGGCCCGCGGCUGGCGGAGGCCCCACGGCCGGAGCAACGCGCCCGCUCCGAAGCAGCGAGCUGCCGUGCCCUGCCGUGCCCUGCCGUGCCGCCUCGCCGGGGGUACAGCCCGGGAAGCCGCUCCCGGGGCCGCGCUCGGAGGCACCGCGGGAGUGCGGGAACUCCUUACCGGGGCGCGGGAAACCUAGGCGGGCGCGCUACCCUGACGUCACACCCUGGGCGGGGCUUCGCGCUGCGCCGGGAGCCGGCUGUUGCCAGGCAGCGGUUGCCAAGCGACGGCGUCGGAGCGGCCAUGGAGGCGCACGCCGUGCAGGGCGGCACCUUCCUGAGCUUCAUGGCCGAGGGGACGCUGCUGUACCAGCGCGGCGAGUACGAGAAGGCCCUGAUCUACCUCAACAACGCGCUGAAGCUGCGACCAGGAGACAGGUACGCUCUCGUUGCCCGCUCAGAGUGUUACCUGAGGCUUGGGGACACACAAAACUCCCUGAAAGAUGCUGAAGCUUCUCUCCAAAACGACAAAACGUUCUCCAAGGGUCUUUACCAAAAAGCCGAGACAUUAUACACCAUGGGUGAUUUUGAGUUUGCGUUAGUGUUCUAUCAUCGAGGCUACAGACUACGUCCCGAACUGCAGAAGUUCCGGCUGGGUAUUGAGAAAUCCCAGGAGGCAAUUGUCAACUGCAUCGGAAGUCCAUCCUCAGUUAAACUGGAGAAUAAAGCGGAUUUGUGCUUUAUAAGCAGGCAGGCAGAGAGCAGACAAGCAAAUCAGAAGCUCCAAGUCAAACUGACUCCGGAUCAAAAACAGACAAAGAAAAAGGAGCCAGUGAGGAAUCAAAAAGUAGAGCGACAGCUUCUCGGAGAGCUCUAUGCUGACAAGGCCUAUCUAGAAAAGUUGCUCAAGGAUAAAGGUUUGAUGGAGAGCAGCACAAGGCAGGGGAUCAAAGUCGCGGACCUGGUUUCGGACGGUAUUUCCUACCUGGACACGUGCAGCAAAUUCUGGCAGCAGCAGAAGCCGAUUUAUGCCCGUGUGAGGGAGCGCAAGCUCAGGCAGCAAAUGUGGAUCCGGGACAAGAAACAAACACCGGCUGAAAUCAGCAGAUACAUCGUGAAGAACAUGGAGGACAUCGACAUGUUGCUGAGCGGCGAUUGCCCUGAAGAAAGCUGCAGGAAAGCCGAGCGUGUGCUCAAAACAAUCCAGGGGUGGUCAGAUGAUGAAGUUCCCAACAAGAACGAGAUCAUUGGAAACCUCCACAGCUGCAUGGGGAACGCGCGGUUCGAGAUGGGCCAGAUGGAGGCGGCUCUGCGAAGCCACAAAGUGGACCUGGCACUGGCCAGGCAGAACAAACUGCCGGAUGCCUUGUCCAGAGCCCUUGAUAACGUUGGCAGAGUUUACGCCAGAAUCGGCAAAUUCGAGCAAGCUAUUGAAAGCUGGGAGGAGAAGAUUCCGCUGGCAAAAUCCAGCCUGGAGAAGACCUGGCUGUUCCAUGAAAUUGGCCAGUGUUACCUCGAGCUGAAUAAAGCUGAAGCAGCCCAAACGUAUGGACAGAUGUCCCUGCAGUCGGCAGAUGAGGAGGGAAACGUCGAGUGGCAGCUCCACGCUUAUGUGCUCAUAGCACAAGCACAAGUAAACUUGAAGAAUUACUGGUCUGCGAUCAUCACCUUUGAAAAAGCGCUUGAGAAGGCGACAUUUAUUCGCAACGAAGCUGCUCAGGACGCCAUCGUUAUUGCCUUAGACGAUGUGAGUAAAAGCUUCAUCAAAGAGCUGAGAGGAAAAAGGAAAGCAAAGGAAGCUUACUCUGCUAAAGAGCGCGAUUUCAGCCCUGAAACCUCAAAAAAGAGCCUCGAGAAAUACAGACGGGAAAGUGAACUAAGCAUAAAGAGCAAAGGUGAUAAAAAGCAAAAAGAAGCAGCCGGGAAUUAUAAAGAAGAACCCGGAGACAGCCAAGAAGGAGGAAACGAACCAGAAAUUAAAGAGGAGAGCAAAGAGGAGGAGAUGGGGAGCGAAGAGGAGAAGAAGGAGAGGGGAGGGGAGGAGGAGAGCAGAGGGGAAAAGGAGGAGAACGAAGGGGAAAAGGAGGAGAACGAAGGGGAAAAGGAGGAGAACGAAGGGGAAAAGGAGGAGAACGAAGGGGAAAAGGAGAGGCAGGAAGAACCGUGAGGUGACGGGAAUCAGCCGGACCCGGCACCGGGGUAGCGCAGCCCGUCCUGCGGCGCUGCGGGGGCGCGUUGUGCUGUACCCCCCGCCUUGAAAACACGAGCUCUCCCGGUAA